UGCUAUAGGUGCGACUUACUCUCAGUGUCAGAAUGGGAUGAGAGAGCAAGCUGAGGGGAUGUUAAGAUGGAUAAUGCCAAGAAUAGACAGUGUAUUGGAUGAUCAUUAUAGACCUUGAUGUUGGAUACGAUGUGCUUCAUUGACUUGUGAUGGGCACAAUAGCAGCAAUGCUUGGGAUGAGCACACCGGAAAGCUAUUGGAUCAGUUUCACCAGCCUCUACUCAUUUCACAAUUGUUAACAGUGUUGUGUGUUAUCCAGAUUCUUGAGAAGAGGUCCUCCACUGGCUGUGUGCUUCUGCUUUUAUCAUAAAUCCUACCUUAAUGCACCAGUGCAUUUUUUUGCCUAAAAGUUGCCAAAUCUUUGCUUAACAUUAUCUUGUCAACCAUUAUUUUUGAAGUAAUUGCAAUUGAUCAGGGCGCAAUUUAUAAUUUGAACAUGUAUAAUUUGCCAAAAAUACAGAAGAUAUCCAUUGUCAAAAACUAAGUGCCUUGGUGAAGUGUGAUAUGAUCUAGAGGCCAUUGAAAUGCUUGUCAAAAUUAGUGGAUUUAUGUACUAGAUACCAUUAAUAGGCAGAAAGACUUUUGUUAUUUGAGCUGUUUAGGUGAAGUCAAGGAGGUUUUAGGUGCAAUAAGUGAUAGGUGUUGAUAGGGGCAACUGAGGUCGACAGUUAUUCAAAUAGCCCUCGGACAGGGCAGUGUUCACAGUGCCUUAGGUCUUGUUCUUCCAUGUUCCUGAGACUUUGAUACCGCCAAAAGUCCUUCAUUUUGCCAUUAGGACACUUUGCAGCAGACUUGCCAGAAACCGACAGCAGAUGCAUUGUCUUGUAAACCUGAUUUACUUUAAGUGAGCUACAUUGAUCAAAUCAAAGGAUAUUUUUGCCUGGCUUGUGCCUAAAGGUACUUCCAAAUACUCUGUUAAGUUCUACAUAACAACAGAUUUGAAAGAAAUUCUGGCAUGAGAAACAAGUGGAUCCUUCCAUCCAAUAGUGUGUCUUCUAUUUACACAGCCAAAUCAUUAUGGAGUGUGUGAUACUGCACCAACUGUGACUUCAAACUUCCCGACCUCAAAUGCAUCCCCAAGUGUCUGUGUUUUGUCCUGAUGACACUCCACGUUACAGGUGUUGAUCCAGACACCCAUACACACCUGACUUACCUGCUGUUAAAGCAGUUGCCCCACCUGUCCCCUUCCAACUUGCCCCCUCACGCCUAUACGCUGGCACACACAGGCAGGGGGAAGGGAUAUGGUCCUCAGCUGCCCCCGCUGAUUGCCCUGGGGAAAGGGGCGCCAUCAUCUUCAUCAUCUUCACGUGUUAUAUCGGUGUCAUCUUCAAGUGGAAGUUUUGUACGGGAGCGAUUAGAUGAGAUUCUUGUUGUCAGAGGACGAGGCUUCACACGCACACCCAUCGAUGACCGCCCACCGCUUGACAGUGUUGAUGAGGAUCCUAUCAUGCGGCAGAUCCUCCAAAGCAUACAUGAGCCAGUGUCAAGCCUCAACACGACCCCAGCCAGCAGUGGGCGGUCAUCCCCAACAAUCGAGACACACAGCGCGCUGUCUGCAUCGCAUGGAGGAUGGACGACUGGCAACACAACGGAGAGGAGCAGUCUGGGCUCCUCCUGCACCUGGGAUGAGUUUGACCGACAGGCAGCAAAAACAGUAAACCAGCUGUUUGAUGAGAUUGAGCGGUUCCUGUUUGAAGGAAGCAGUGAGAACCCAUCCAGUAUAUUCAAGGAAUGUAAGGACUGGAGCACACACUUUCCUCAUCUCAGGGUUUUGGGCACCCAGAAGGUGGUGCCCCAGGAUGAAGGUUUUCAGGAGAUCCCCCAGGACAGCCCUCGACUCUCCUCACCAGGGCUGCUCCUUGACGUCACAGACAACGACAUCUCCAUAUCAGCUGAUUCUCAGGGGCUCAGUGUAACAGGUAGACAGAUGAAGGCGAUGAAGGCGCCAGUUGAUGCUGCUGCCAUCCACACAGACAGGGAAUACUCCAACAAUGAGUAUGCCUAUCUCUUCGAGGAAAUACUGGCACAAGAUGGUGACUACGAGGAGGUCAUUGCCAUCGACUACAAGGAUGUCCACGAAGACUCUGAACACAAGAAGCAGAUCACCCCUCGACGACGACGGAUAGGUUAUCCCCCCAUCACCCCUAAUGCUUGUGUCAAAGAUAGCGUAGCUAGUUCCGUGUUCGACUGUAUGUGGAAUGAGAUCAUCUCCUGGAUGAGGCCAAUCAUUAAGGAGUAUUCCAAUCUAAUAGAAUCCAAACAAGAUCUAGUGCCUUCAUCAGGGUUCCAUGUGUCGCCCAUCGGCCUGCAUGACCCAGGCCGCACAACCAGGGAGUCCUCCUAUAUGGGCUUGAUGCAACCCAGACAGUUCCAAGCACUGUCUCUACAGCGGGCACACACACACAUCGGCACAACAGACCCUCAAAAGUCCAUAGAUGAUUGUCUUCAGAUCUCCAGGGUUACUCUCAAAAACAAGAAUGCACCAGAGUCGACAGAUUCGGAGUCUGUAUCUCCGGCCCGCCCUAGCUCCAGCAUGAUCGGCAAGCGACCAACCAGUGUGAAGAUGCUGCCCUUACCCAGUCGGCGUAAGGCCUUGGCACCUCUCCCUGACAGAUCCAAGACACCAAGUGUGGAGGAGGAGAUGCCAAAUAGUAUCAGCAUCAAGAGAAUAACCCCCGCUCCCAUACAGAAGAACACCGCCCUGCCACCUCUAGCCUACGACCUGCAGCAGGAGAAGGGCAAGCGGAAAAUGAGCUCGUUACGAGUCAGUAGUGCUAUUGAGAAUAAGGAUGUGCGAACACUUCACUUCAACCGAGAGAAGAGCAACCCAUCCAUCGACCCGAGGCCCAGUACAACUCAUGCAAUGAGAUCUGAUACUCCUUUUCAAAUGGGAACUUCAGGGCGGCGGUCGUCAACACCGCUGGGAUACAGCAGGGGUAUGCUUCAUGGCAGCAAGUCUCUGGGAAUCACAGGCAGCAGUCUCCAGCACUCGUCCGACCUCGGCCCUCCACCGAACAUCAUGGAGAAUGAAGGGAUGGAGGAGAGUCCACUACACAACCAGUGGCCACCAAAUGCAUCUCGUCGGAGGACUGUGCGUACUUGAUAGGACACAGUUUCUUGCAAAGUGUGCAAGUUCAUGCCAUCAUUUGUGUCUUUCCACACUCAAGGAACUUACUCCUUCAAUAUAACAUGUGAUACCAAACAGAAGAUGAGGACAUAGUCUGUGAUACAGGGAGAGCCAGCUACACUGAGAAACUAUUAUGUAGAGAGUGCAAGUUGGCAUCUCUUCACAAGCACCUGCACCUGUCAGUCCAGCUCAUAUGUCAGUGCCACAUUCUCCUGCUUCAACCUCUACUGCACAGGAAGUACAUGUUUCAGGAUGUGAUACCACUACCUUGCUAAGCUAAAUGUGGAUGGUAAAGGUUUCUGUUUCAGAUGAAAGGUGAUGUGUAUUCUGCAUGUAACAAUGAAUGGUAUAAAGAGAUCUGUGAUGUGUUGAGGUGUUUGUCCAUAGUCUCAGGGUCCAUGCUUUAAUCUCAACAGGAAUAAGGAGUGUUAAAACUGUGACCUUCAUGCUUCAGCCUUUCUACAGCAGAAACCUAGGCAUCCAUGAGUGUCUGUACGCAGGGGUUGCAGGAGUGACAAGACUGGAAGGAUGUUGCAUCUGCCCACCGAACAUGUUCACAAAGAUCGGACACUGUUCAGCUUUAUUAUAUCAUUCUUACAUCUGUCUGUCUCAGUCUAAAGAAAGACACACAUGACUUGUUUGACAGACUCUGUGAGACUGUGAUAGGUUGCUCUGCUGGUCCAGCUUCAGUGUGGAGCAUCCUGCAGUUACUGUGAUCAUCGUCAACUCUGUCACAUUUACUCAAUGUGAUCUUUACCUCAUGCAAAGUAGUCCUGAACAGCAAAUAUAGAGACCUAUGCUUACAGAUAUUCCAGUAAUGUUAAACACAAUGAUACAGGGACCCAUCACCAUGUGAGACAUAUUGCCUAGUGUAUUGUAAUGUAGAUCUGACAUCUGUCAGCUGUGUUGUGAUUGUCAUAAUGCAUCCUGUGAUAUAUUCGACUAACCUGACACACCGGGGACAACUGCCGCUUAUUCGUGCUAUGCCAACUUAGAGCCAUUAUAGUGAUUGAAGGGAUGAUGUUUCUGUCGCAGUUAUCAAUCAUGUCGCAACCAGGGAAACCAAUGAUUGCUGUCAUGAGCAUGAUCAACAUCGAUGACACACAUUCAGCCAGGUCAGACUCUCUGACCAACAGAUCCUUAUCAUAGCCUUCUCUUCAACAAGCAUGGAGUGCUAAGGAUCACUUCUGCCAUGAUAGCCACAAUGUUAUCUGUAUUCCAGAGGCUGUGAAGAAACUGAGUCAGUUUAUAUUGCUAUCAUGGUUACAUUAACCGACAAUGACAUUAGCUUCAAAGGGAUAUAGUAAUGUUGAUCUGUAGGGCCAUAGUACCUUGUUUUGUUGAACCUUUCUGUGUAGUGCUUCCUUGUCUGCUGUGAUUUAAAGACAUUGUUCUCUGUGCUGGUGCCAUGCCCCUGCGGUCACACAGGUCGGCAGUAUUGGAGGGGUGGCCAGGUAACAUCCCUGGUUGUUUUCCAUACAGCAAUUUUCUCUGACUUGGGAGGUUUAUCUAUUUAUGAAGCUGGAAAAACACUGAAAUAAUUAUUUUCCUUUCUGACCCAGCCUCAGCAUUAUUUGAUAUGAACUAACAGGGACAAACCUCUCUGUCAAUACUGAGUAAAUGGCAUAAAAUGUAUUUAACAAAUUGUUAAUAUUUUUCUUGAAACUGCAUUAUAGUUUGCUUGUGAAAGCAAAGGAGCAAGCAACACUUUCCAUUCUGUUCAGAUCAAUAUAUAUUCAAGGACUUUGAUUCUUUUUCUGAAAUGUAGAAGAUCUCAUUCAAAUUUGGUAACGAUACAAAAGAUUGUCCCAACAAGCAUUGAUGAAAUCAUGAAGAUGUCCUGAUGAUAUUUGCCAUUCAUCAUGGUCUUUCUUCAGAAAUAUACAGUCUGAGUCAAAGUUCAGUGUUAAUGUUACUAAGAUAUAUUGGACUUUGGUUCAGCCCUGUUACAUUUGUUCCUGCAUCUCAGCACAUUGACCUACAAAUGUUUCAUAAGAGUAAAUAAAACUAGUUGAGUUACAGAAAUUAUAGUUGACAGAGGCAGCCCUUAGGUACAUCCACCAGCUCGAGAACAUGGUUAAUGUUGACAUGUGUUCUGUUAUUCAGGAUCCUAUGAUACACUGUGUAGUUCCAGUAGGUUGGACCAUUACAUAUGCUUUGUGGAUUUAGGACCCACAUCUGUACUGUCAAGUUGCUUGUGCUGCUCUUCUCAUCUUAUACAUGGUGCCACAAUCAUUAAUCAUUAUGCAUAAGGUCCUUGAUGUAAUUUGUUUCUAUGAAAGUGCUACUGAUGUAAAUAUUGUACAGACAUGUUUGGACGUUCCUUAUAUUCAUCUAGCAUCAUGAACAAAACUACUAACAUAUAUACUACAGAUUCACCUACAUACGGGUUACCUAAUCUUUCUGUAUGAUCGGACGAUAUUACACUUUCUGUUGAUGACUGGUAAUCUCUGGGAGACUAGGAAGGUAAUCAAACAUACUUGCCAUGUGAAAAAUGCUUCUAAAGACAAAUGUUUAGAACAAUAGAAAACAAUAUAAUAGGUUAUCAGUGUGAUGGGAAUCGGUUUCUGAGUACAUGUUGUUCCAUCAGGUUGUAAUUAAAUCCGAUUAUAUGGCUGCCAAACAUUAUUAGUGAUGUUGUGAUUGGCGUACAUACUCCAUAAAAUCAGAUCAGCAAGAGUUGUUAGGAUGGAAAAGCAAUAAUUGUCAUGUUAGACUAGGGUGGGUAUUUCAACAUUAAUGCAACUUGUAGCCCUCCUUGCAUUGUAGUAAAGAAUUUAUAACUUAAGUUGGCAUGUUGCUGGAGUCAACCUUAAGUUCGUUUUUUUUUUCUGAACAAGUAAAAUAGAAAUAUGAAUGACAGUUCAUUUUUCAUAAAAUGAGGGCACUUAUCUCCCAUUUGCUUUUCUUUAUGCAAAAAAUGUAGUUGUUUUCUCAAAGGCCGAUCCAAUGCAGAUAUUACAUUAAAAUAGGAUAAUGGUGGAAACUAUUUUCAAUGUUCUUGAUGAAAUGACAUUGUUUAGAAAGGUAUUGGCUUUCAUUGAGGAAUUAUCACUUUUCUAUGAAUCUUAAGCAUUGUGUAGAUAAUCUGUAUCCUCAGACUAAUCUUUGUAUGGACUAAUGUGGUUCAAGAACUAAUGGCUUAUACGCAUAUUGUACGAUGUACUCAUUUCUCAUUAUCAAGUUUCAAUGUGAUUAUUUCUGUUACUAGGAAUGUUAUGAAGAACUGGCAGUUGUACAUAAGAAAGCUUUGUGAUUACAUCAAUGUAGCCAUGUGCAAUAAAUGGAACAGCCAGAUACAUAGUUGUAAAUAAAUACAUUUCUCUUAUCAAA
Haliotis rubra (blacklip abalone) is the source of this 6460-nucleotide messenger RNA. RefSeq names its product protein FAM149B1-like. The record is from RefSeq and is a predicted model, not a curated record. NCBI's taxonomy places the organism in Eukaryota, Metazoa, Mollusca, Gastropoda, Lepetellida, Haliotidae. The coding region runs from base 1100 to 3103 and encodes 667 amino acids. The transcript is spliced from 16 exons.